Messenger RNA from Paraphaeosphaeria sporulosa, 2368 nucleotides. Its product is annotated as ABC transporter ATP-binding protein uup-1. Gene Ontology annotation, molecular function: ATP hydrolysis activity; ATP binding. The transcript has 4 exons. Lineage: Eukaryota; Fungi; Ascomycota; Dothideomycetes; Pleosporales; Didymosphaeriaceae. The coding region runs from base 80 to 2299 and encodes 739 amino acids. The record is from RefSeq and is a predicted model, not a curated record.
CAAGUGUUGAAGCUCCUCGAGUUUGAUACAGGCACUCGUGUCAAAAUUCAGCUUUCUCGGCCAUUAAGUGCUGUUCAAGAUGGUGCGAAGAGGAAAAGAAGCAGCUGCGCCAAGUGGAAAGCGCCCCGGCGACGACUAUAUCACGGUUACAGCUCAACAGUCACGCUAUGCUCUCGAUGCAGUUGAUGCUCCGGCAUCCAAAGAGAUAUUGAUCAAGGAUUUAUCAAUCAGUGUCUCCGACCGAGAAUUGCUCAGCCAUGUAACCCUCCACCUGGUCGAAUCACGUCAUUAUGUCCUUGUUGGGCGCAACGGCACAGGCAAAAGUACAUUACUCAAGGCCAUAGGGGACGGACUUAUUCCAGGCAUCCCAUGGAGCACGAGGAUUCUGCUGCUUGGCCAGACUCGAGACCUGGAGCUUGAUGAACAACUCUCGCAGAUGAAAGUCAAAGAAGAGACGGUGUUGCAGCACGUAGUGCAAAGCGACCGAUUGAGAGAAAGAUAUACGAGGGAAGCAAACGUCCUAGGCGAGGCUAUCGAGCAGUCGUCAGACCCGAUGGCGCCGGUAAGGGCAUUCAGAAAAGUCACACAUGACCGACUAGCGCUGCAAUUGAAAGAGGCAAAUCGAAUUGCUGAGCGGAGAAGUGGAGCGAGGGGAAAGCUGGCAAGGAAAGAGCUCAUCAAGCUCGAAGAGCGAUUCGAAGAGUCCAAAGCGCGACUGACGCACGAUGAAAGCGAGGUUGAUGCUGCGAAUCUGAGCACCGAAACAAGCGCAGCAGCUGAUCUUCUCACCAACAUCCAAUCCGCCUUGGAGCUGAUGGACGCCUCACAAGCUGAGACCAAAGCCAGAAGGGUCUUACUGGGCCUAGGCUUCAAGGACACCAACAUCGACAAGCCCAUCUCGGAGUUAUCGGGAGGAUGGAAGACACGCUGUGAUCUUGCAUGCGCUUUGUGCCAGUACGCGGACGUGCUACUGCUCGACGAACCUACCAAUUUCUUGGAUCUGCCAUCUAUUAUUUGGCUCCAAGACUACAUCCGUAAUCUAAAAGAUGCGACGGUUCUCAUUACGACGCACGACAGAGACUUUGGUGACGCCGUUGCAGAAGAGCUCAUUGUUCUGCGGCACCAAGCAUUGGAAGCUUUCCGAGGAAACCUGGGCCUGUACGAACGCGAGAGGUAUAAAAAAGCGCGGUAUUGGACCAAGAUGAAAGAUGCACAGGAUAAGCAGAAAAAGCACAUGGAGAAAUCAGUGGCAAACAACAUAAAAGCAGCAAGAGACAAGGGAGAUGACAAGAAAUUGAAGCAAGCUGCAUCUCGCAAGAAGAAGCUGGAUGAGCGGACGGGCAUUGAAGUCGGAAUCAAGGGAGGACGGUUCAAGCUCAACCGCGAUUUGGCUGGCUAUCACCUCUCAAAUCGAGCAGAGAUCGAGAUACCCGAUUUUGAUCCACCAGUCAAGAUGGCAUUCCCACGGCAACCGCCAGACCUGAGGUUUCCAGGGUCGUUGGUGAGCCUGGAGAAGGUGUGUUUUGCGUACCCCGGUCGCAAGAAAGAACCCGUUCUGACGGACAUAACUUUGACCAUUCAUCCUGGGCAGAGAGUCGGUCUGGCUGGCCUGAAUGGAUCCGGCAAGACGACCCUGAUCAGUCUCGUCGCGGGCAGCAGCGAUGAUAGCAUAGGGGGUCUCACACCAACCUCAGGCACCAUCGCUCGUCACGCGCGCGCAAAGUUUGGCCGCUUCUCACAGCAGUCGGUAGAGGAGAUAGCAGCGAUUGCAAGCGCGAAGCCGCAACUGACGGCCCUGUCGCACUUGCGGGAACACUGUGGCGCAGAGAUGGACGAGAAGGCAGCAAGACAGCUACUAGGUAGUCUGGGACUACAGGGACAAUCGGCAUCGGACGUCCCUCUCGCACUGCUCUCCGGUGGACAGAAGGUGCGGGUGGCACUAGCGAAACUAUUGUGGCCUCCCCCGCAGCUUCUCAUCCUCGACGAGGUUACGACGCAUCUAGAUGCAGACAGUAUCCUGGGCCUGAUCAUUGCGCUGCGAGAGUACGACGGAGCUCUGCUUGUUGCUACGCACGACAGAUACUUCAUGCGGACGGUGGUAGAAGGGGAGAGCCCAUACAGACUAGCGCCAGGGGUGCAGACGGAAGACGAAGCGGAGAGCUCCUCGGAAGAGGAAGAGACAGGGGCUGCUGUGGGAACGGUAUACCGGCUGUUCAAGGGUCGGCUCCAGAAGCUGGAGGGCGGCAUGGAGCGGUACGAGGAGAUGGCUGCGCGGGCAGCUGCGAAGCUGGGCAGGUAGCCACACCUGGUGGCGCGUAGGCAGCGACUAGUCCAUGUAGAUGUAAGAAUGUACAGCGGUGUAGGGGUC